GUUAGCCAAAAAGAUGCCUUCCAAGUUGUGCCUAGCUUUGUGCCUUAUGGCCCUGAUCGUGGGUGUGCCCGCCGUUGAUCCAACAACUGAUCCAGCUUCUCCAUCAACGCCAAGUGAUCCAGCAUCUCCGGCUUCUCCAACGUCGCCAUCCGAUCCGGCUUCUCCAACUUCGCCAACCACACCAACUUCUCCAACUACUCCUACAUCUCCAACUACUCCAACUUCUCCAACUACUCCUACAUCUCCAACUACUCCAACUGAACCGUCUUCUCCAACUCCGGCUUCACCAACACCAGCAACUCCCAGCACUCCAUCCCCUGAACAACAAAGAAUCGCGAACCUCCGGCGCCGCUUGAGGCGCGCCCGCAGGCAGGAACGCCAGCUGCGCAGGAGGCUGAACAACCAAAAUCGUUUCGGGAACAGGAACCGUGGAGGUCGCAGGGUCGUUGUCCGCCGAUUCAACAAUAACUAAU
This is a messenger RNA of Drosophila bipectinata, 473 nucleotides long. Lineage: Eukaryota; Metazoa; Arthropoda; Insecta; Diptera; Drosophilidae. The record is from RefSeq and is a predicted model, not a curated record.